ACUCCUUCUAUCCACCUUCGUAUAAAACCAGAUUUCACAAAUUUUGAUGAACAAAUCUCUUCUUCCUUUUAAAGGCACUCUCUUAUUUCGAGAUUCUCUCAAGAAAAUUGAUUUCCUCAUUUUAGUUCAAAGCUUCUCUUUUUAGCAUUAUCGCAGCCAUUAGGGUUUCAUUCGUUCUCUGCCUCAGUCAAAAUCCCAAAAAAAGAAACGACUUGAUACCAUUCCUUUAUGAUUUCGACGUUUCCAAGCCACAACGUAAUCAGGAGUUUGAUUCCCACUCCAAUUUCCUCCUCUUUUCUCUAGAAAAGCAUCUUUCUUCUUGUUUUUAAUCCUGACCCAAUUCAUUGGCUUUUCUUGUUCUUUUGUCAAGAAUUCUGUUUCUGCUAACAACAACAGCGAGGAGGGAAAGGACCCAGUUAGCAAAACCAUGAAAAUCCAUCCUUUGCCCAAGAAAAGGAACAUCGCCAUUCAAUAUGACAUGAACCCAGAAACGAAUAGGGCCCGGGCGCGGUCCCUUCCCACUGGUGGGUUCCCCAAGAAGCUCCGGAGGCUGCCCCAUAUCUUCAGCCGGGUGCUGGAGCUGCCCUUCAGGUGGGACGCGGAGGUGGAAGUGGAGGAGAGCCCGGACUGUUUCAAGUUUGUGGUAGAGACGGAUAGUAUCAGUGACGUGAAGGCCCACACUGUAGAAAUUUAUCCUGGGGUUACCAAGAUUGUGGUUCGGCCGGGAAGUGAUGUUGGUUUUACUUUGCUUGAUAAUUUGGAGCUUGAUAUGUGGCGCUUCCGUCUGCCGGAGUCUACAAGGCCAGAGCUUGCCAGUGCUGUCUACGAGGAUGGAGAGCUGAUCGUGACCGUGCCAAAGGGUGCCCUGGGAAAAGGUGAUAAUAACAGUUGGCUUGUUCCUGUACGAUAAUAACAUCUUGUUUUGCUUCAAUUGCUUGUUAUUUUGAUUUUGCCUGCAAGUUUACAUUUUCUGUACUCUUUUUUUUUUUUUUGUUAUUGAAUCAAGCAGGAAACCUUCUUUUCCAUAAUGGUUUGAUAGCAUUUUGAUCUGAUGUUGUUUAUUUUUUAGGAUUUUAGUUUGUUAUCUUAUACCCGUCCUGUUUAGAGGUGUUCUAUUUUCCUUUUUGAUGUCCUAAUACAAAUGACACUUUUUUUCUUGGCAAGAGCUAUUAAACUUAAAUUUUGUUGAAAAUUUUCAAAUUGUGAUGUAAAAGACGUGGAGUCAAAGGUUAUUGUAUUUCGAAUCUUCUUAAACUAUGUCAAGUCAGUAUAAUCCCAUAAUUUGGUACUGAGGGAGUAGUAAUCUACAUAUCAUGGGGGUUUACUUUCUGCUAUACGGUUGAUAAUUUAACUGCUUUCUAAACCUGAUAGAGACAUCUUGUGUCAUGCUUACUGCUUCUACCAUACAGAAGGAUUUUAGAUAUACUGAAGAUGGGAGUUGACUAUUUGUAUUUAACUACUCUGCUUAGGAUCUUGCUUACCAUAACACUUUUAUAACAAUUAUUCAAAACAUGGGUGACCCAAGAAGCUGGGUAUCUUCCAAAUUUACCAAGAUUUGCACCCCUGGUAUUAUCAUCACUUGCAAAUGUUUCUCGGGAACCCUCUUGUGAGAGGAGAAAGUGCCUAUUUGAUAAGAGAGUUGAAGGAUGGUUUGUAUUUGUUAAACCUUUUAAGUCCUAGACCAUCUGAAUCAAUAUAAUGGAAAUGGAUCCUUUGUUUUCCAUACAUGCAAGUCCAAAUGUGUGGGGAGAAGCAAUUCUUUUCUAUAGGUGAUCGUAAGAAUGUGGUUUUAAGUCCAUUUCAUAAUCAUCCAUGAUAAUUCCGGUACCUCAAUAAGGGUGUGUUCAGUUG
Messenger RNA from Rubroshorea leprosula, 1851 nucleotides. NCBI's taxonomy places the organism in Eukaryota, Viridiplantae, Streptophyta, Magnoliopsida, Malvales, Dipterocarpaceae. The record is from the annotation of a GenBank genome assembly.